AUGGCCGCGAUUCAAGCAUACACGAAUGCGCUUGAGCACAACUACACUGGCAAGCACUAUUUUGACGUGAGCAAGAACCGAAGCAACAAGAGGAUUUACGGCACGGCCAAGGACAUCGUUCACGACGCGUUGCCGAUUCAGUGCCUGGAGGACCGCCAUGCCUUGAACCUCAACGUAUUCGAGCUCGUGAUGUUGACCCUGCCUUGUUUCGUUCAUUAG
Molecule: messenger RNA, 219 nt
Organism: Aphanomyces invadans
Lineage: Eukaryota; Oomycota; Saprolegniomycetes; Saprolegniales; Verrucalvaceae
Exons: 2
Coding region: 1-219 (72 amino acids)
Biological process (GO): regulation of angiogenesis
Cellular component (GO): cytoplasm
Source: RefSeq, a predicted model, not a curated record